GUUCACUUCAGUAUCUCGGAGCGCAAUUUAACUGGUCAAGGUCGUGCGGUCACUUGCUGUUUCAUGAUAAGGCUCAGCCAGUUGUGGUGGAGUUCAAAGAACAUCAAGUCCUCUCUCUCAUGGCGAUCAAGUAAACUGAUAAAUAACUACCGGUUACGAUUUCCUCCUCUUCUUCGGGCUCAGGAGAAAAAUCCACCAGGAAAGACAUCUAGAAAUGGGGAAAGUAAAGAAGGCCAGACGUCCAAUAAUCCUAAAUUUGAACUGCGAUUUUCCUUCAGUCGGAAAGUACCUGAUCCACCUGGUGGAUGGCCUGUCGCAUCAUGGGUAUUUCUGGGCGCUGUUGGCUUAACUUGGGUUGUUUAUUACAACGUGUCAAUGUACAAAAAAGUUGAUUGGAAGGAGUUCACCGACAAUUUAUUACAAAAGGGCGCUGUUCAUCAUCUGGAGGUGGUAAAUAAAUCUUGGGUGAGAGUCCACCUUCAACCGGGUGCAAAUUUCGAAUCAUACGGAUCUAGUGACCCUGGAAAGAAGAUCUUCUGGUUUGAAAUAGGCUCAGUUGACUCUUUUGAACGCAGUCUACGAGAUAUGGAAGCGCAUAUGGGAGUGGAUCCGUUGCAUAGAACAUUUAUAACUUACAGCACACGCUUAAAACUAUCAGAUGUUUUGUACGGACUCUUUUAUGUUUCUUUGUUCCUAAUGGCUGCGUAUUCUCUACGACCUACAUCUGGUGGUGUUGUACGAAAGUCAGGAAUUGGUUCAGGGUUAUUCAAUUUUUCGCAGACCCCUGUACGUUUAAUAGAAAAAGACAAAAUUGGUGUACGCUUUGCUGAUGUAGCGGGUUGUGAAGAGGCGAAACUUGAGAUUAUUGAAUUCGUAAAUUUCCUCAAAAAUCCAGGAAAAUACGAGGCAUUGGGAGCCAAGAUUCCUCGUGGCGCUAUUCUGAAAGGCCCUCCUGGAACGGGAAAGACUCUUUUGGCUAAGGCAACAGCAGGCGAGGCGAACGUUCCAUUUUUGUCUGUCUCUGGAAGUGAAUUCCUCGAAAUGUUUGUUGGUGUUGGACCCAAAAGAGUGCGUGAUAUGUUCGCGUCUGCACGUGACAAAGCUCCCUGUAUACUGUUUAUUGAUGAGAUAGAUGCUAUUGGUGGAAAGCGCUCUGGAACAGCGUUUGGUCACCAAGAACGAGAGAAUACCCUGAAUCAGUUACUUGUGGAAAUGGAUGGGUUUACUACUCAAGAGAAUGUGGUCGUCCUGGCUGCAACAAAUCGUAUUGAUAUCUUAGAUCCAGCUCUUUUACGACCUGGACGUUUUGAUCGUCAAAUCUAUGUAUCAUUGCCUGAUAUUAAAGGUCGUGCAUCAAUAUUUAAGGUACAUUUGAAACCAAUUAAAUUAGCCGAUGAUAUACAACUUGUAGCUCGUAAAAUGGCUGCACGUACGCCUGGAUUUUCUGGCGCAGAUAUUGCCAGCGUAUGUAAUGAAGCGGCUUUAAUUGCUGCACGUGAGAAUGCUAACAAUGUCAAUUUGAUUCAUUUUGAUAAAGCUAUUGAUCGUGUUAUUGCUGGUCUGGAGAAGAAGAGUCAAGUUUUACAACCUGAGGAGAAAAAGACAGUCGCAUAUCAUGAAGCAGGACAUGCUGUUGUUGGCUGGUUUUUAGAACAUUGCAAUCCUCUGCUAAAAGUCUCCAUAAUUCCACGUGGUAAAGCUUUAGGCUAUGCACAAUACCAACCCAGAGAUAUAUAUUUGCAUACUAAAGAGCAAAUGUUGGAUGAAAUGUGUUUAGCACUAGGUGGUCGAGCAAGUGAAGAAGUGUUUUUCGGUAAAGUAGGAAGUGGUGCAGUCGAUGAUUUACAACGCGUCACCCGUUCAGCAUAUUCACAAAUUGUUCAACUAGGCUUCAGCUCAAAAGUUGGCCUACUAAGUUUUGACUUACCACAACAAGGGGAUAUGGUGCUUACUAAACCGUACUCUGAGCAUACAGCACAAAUAAUUGAUGAGGAAGUCAGACAACUUGUUCAAUCUGCAUACGAAAGGACAUUAGCCAUACUAAGAGACAAGAGAAAGCUUGUUGAAGAACUGGCUUUACGUCUACUGGAAAAAGAACAGUUGCAGAAGGAAGACCUAAUUGAAGUACUAGGUCCAAGGCCGUUUGCUGAAAAAAGCACUUACGAAGAACUUGUUGGUCCUGGCUCCUUGGACGAAGAUGUAUCGCUACCUCCUGGACUAAAGGAUUGGAAUAAAGAACCAGAACCCGAAGCCAAACCUUCUUAGUACUUGAUUAAGUCUAGUUUGUAUACUUGUCCCAAUAGUCUGACUUUUUCAUUAUUGUGUUUACAAAUAGCAAUUCAAAAAAGAAAAUAAUGUGUAAAGUCAACUUUCAGUUUUCACCAGUACUUGCUUACUGCUUCAUUGUCUUAAUCUCGUUACAUUUUUUUGGUGGUUGUUAUUAUUUGCAAGUUUAGAAAUUGGUGUUUGACUACUUCGCAAGCAUAUCAGUACUUCUAUUGUUGAUUGUAGAGUUGAGUCUUAAGCUUUUAUGCAGAUAUACAUUGGUAUAUUGUGAUUUUCUUAAUAUCGUCUCUAUAGACGCUUUGUUUGCUGAUCAUUUUACAUUUUAAGUGUUGCGUAUCACUGUCGUGCGAUAAUCUGAACGUUUAGCUUGUAAAUACAGCAUUUUUCAAAGUAGGGACUAUACUGAAGAAAAUAGUGCAAGUUUUCUGUGGUCGCUUGUUCCUAGCCAAAUUAAAGGUAAAAGCAGGAUUCUAGAACUGAUUAGGUUUUUGGAAAUUAUAUUUCACCGAUUAUUCAAUCAUCUCAUAAUGCCGCGAUCUUCGCAGUUUUCUCUGUUAAUGACCGAUAUAAUCCUCAUGACAUACAUCUAGUGUACAAGCUGCGUUAAUUUCUUCACACUGAGGAUGUGCAACAUUGGUCUAUGCGUGCCAUUACUUUGUAAGCUAGACUGUUAGAAGGCAAAACGUUCUUAUUUGUAGUUGGUCGCGAUAAGAGUCAGUAGAG
This is a messenger RNA of Trichobilharzia szidati, 3009 nucleotides long. Lineage: Eukaryota; Metazoa; Platyhelminthes; Trematoda; Strigeidida; Schistosomatidae. The record is from the annotation of a GenBank genome assembly.